This is a messenger RNA of Strongylus vulgaris, 674 nucleotides long. The record is from the annotation of a GenBank genome assembly. NCBI's taxonomy places the organism in Eukaryota, Metazoa, Nematoda, Chromadorea, Rhabditida, Strongylidae.
UUUUUCUCACUUUUUCUUGCUAGUUUUUUCUUACAGGUUCUUGUGAUUGAAGACAACUGCUGUUUCUGCAAUACUGCGGCUUUUACAUUAUCAAAUGAGCAGAGGAAUAUUGACCUAUUCUUCGUUUCCUUUCGAAAUAAGCUUUACGAGGUCCCUUUUGUGGUGCUAGCAGAUCAUGAAACUCAUAGUAUUGUAAUCACCAUACGCGGAUCAUGCUCAUUAAUGGAUCUCGUCACGGAUCUAUGCCUAGAUGACGAAGUGUUGUCGAUAGAUGUUGAUGCUGACCCACUGUUGCGUACGGAUACCACCCUAGAUGCAGAGGGUGAAGUUCGAGUUCACCGUGGUAUGUUGAUGAGCGCGCGUUACGUUUUUGAUACGCUUAGGAAACAUCAGGUUAUUGAGGAUCUCGCUGUUUUAAACACGGGUUAUCAACUGGUUGUCUGUGGUCAUUCAUUGGGUGCAGGAGUAGCAUCACUUUUGACUCUGCUAUUGAAACAAUAUUAUCCGAACGUAAGGUGCUUUGCAUUCGCGCCGCCGGGCUGCGUCAUCACCGAAAACGGCUUACAUGAGCUGGAACAGCAUGUGAUGGGUAUAGUUGCAGGAGACGAUGUUGUUUCUAGGAUCUCAUUUCAUGUAAGUUUUCUGACAACUCGAUCAACUUCACCUUUCUAAAA